Messenger RNA from Marchantia polymorpha subsp. ruderalis, 1029 nucleotides. NCBI's taxonomy places the organism in Eukaryota, Viridiplantae, Streptophyta, Marchantiopsida, Marchantiales, Marchantiaceae. The record is from the annotation of a GenBank genome assembly.
GUCUAGGCUAUCACAGUCGCUGAGACUGGACUUCAAUACUCCAAGAAAAUCCAGCCGACAAAUUGAUAAAACUGCACCGUAGGGCUAUCGAGCACUUGGUUAGUUCCUUGGCUUGAAGAUGGGCAGUGCCGACGAUCGGCACAUUACAGUACUGCUAUUGGGUCCGAAGAUGGCGGGAAAGGCAGGCAUGGCCUUCAUCAUCGAGAGUGCAGAAGCAAAAGAUGACACUGCGAACAUAGGUCGAGAUCUCCACUCCUUUGACGACAGGAGAUCACUCUCUAGAGAUGUUGUCGGCCCCGCUGCUUCCUCCCUUCGGCUGCCUCGAUGUAAUCGAGCCAGCCUUGUGGAGAAUUGACGACGUACUUGGUCUCCAUCCGAGGCCAUCAAACGGCCGUGGUGGAUCGAAAACGAGGUCAACUAGAGGAAGUGCAAUUCUGUCGUCAAGGGGUCGGAUGCAACGCUGCCACUUCACACUGUUUCUCGACCUGAGGCGAAGAACUUUGUUUGUUCCAUAAGAUCCAAUGUGCUGCUAAAACUUACAAUUUUAGGGUUUUUGGCCCUAAACCCCUAGAAAACAAACCCUAAGUCACCAGGCUUUUCCACGAUACAUAUCCUGAUUUUGUAUUGCUCUUAGUAAAAAGCAAUGAAUGUGCACUACUUAACUCUAUUUCCAAGUUGACAGUAUACAAUAAUCGAAGUUGAUUGCCGUUGUCCAGAAGUUGGGUUUGCACCAGAAACUGAUACAUGGCACAAAAAUUGCAGUCGUCAAAUUCUCCUCUAUGGUGGGCAUAACCUAUAAACCAUAGAACCAUAAACAAGUGAUCUCUACUGAGUAGAGCAUAAACUGCUAAAUCUCACAUGCUCUUCAUGGACAGUUCUACAUCGCUAGAUAUACUCCUCCGUGCCUGUCCUGGAACUGCUGCUUUUAGAACGUACACGAUAUCUUGGCCGUGGGACUUUGCCCGGUUUCUUCUGCAUAUACCCAUUUGAUGCGAAUUGCCAUGCAACAAUGUUCCAUUUUCGCUUGUC